This is a messenger RNA of Arabis nemorensis, 210 nucleotides long. The record is from the annotation of a GenBank genome assembly. Lineage: Eukaryota; Viridiplantae; Streptophyta; Magnoliopsida; Brassicales; Brassicaceae.
AUGUUAGGUGAACUCAGGAUGAGCAAGAAUUUGGAAAUAGCAUUUGAACAAGAAUGCAAAACACCAGACCCUUUCACAGCUAAAGACCAGUGUGCAGAUACUUACAUCAAACGAGAUAUAACUGAGUGGAUUAAACUAGGUGAGCCGCCGCAAAAUGUUUUGAUUGUAAGUAGCGACAGUGGAUUCCAAGACUCCAUGAAAGAGUUGUAG